AUGACAAGGGGGUCUUCUGGCGCUUCUGGAUUGGCUAACUCCGCCGCUUCGAAAACAACUUCAGCGACGGACGCAGCGGAAACAGUUAAGCACGCUUCUCCUUCAUUCGCGAUCCGUGGUCGCUUUCUUCCCCCAGCGAUGGUGAUUAUUUCUAAAUCUUCAUCGUCCAGGCGGGGCUGCCUCCUUGGAGGCGGCGCGUUUGGAGGCGAUGGGAGUCUCUCUCUUUCCCCUCGAUCACGAGACCUCGACCUCCGGGGUUUUUUUGACCUCUUGCCUCUCGACCUCGAACGCGACCUUCUGGGAGAUCUGCUUCGGUGCUGCCUGAGUGACGGCAAUCUAGUUGUCCGCUCUUGCUUCUUCGAUUCCAGUCUGCUCCUCAAAUCUCCGGGGGCAAGAUUUUCAAUGCUCAUCUGA
Molecule: messenger RNA, 414 nt
Organism: Linum trigynum
Lineage: Eukaryota; Viridiplantae; Streptophyta; Magnoliopsida; Malpighiales; Linaceae
Source: the annotation of a GenBank genome assembly